Molecule: messenger RNA, 3309 nt
Organism: Ictidomys tridecemlineatus (thirteen-lined ground squirrel)
Lineage: Eukaryota; Metazoa; Chordata; Mammalia; Rodentia; Sciuridae
Source: RefSeq, a predicted model, not a curated record
CCGAACAAUUAGUUGUAAUGUUACAGAUUUUACUAGAGAAGCCACAAUGGGAAAUAGUGUGUGGAUUUGGACAAGUCACUUUAUCCUUUGGGAGCUUCCAUUUUUCUCUUCUGUGAAAUAAAACUUCACAGCAUUGACUGAAUUAAAUGAACUGAACCAUGCAAAAGCCCCAGCCCAGUCCCUGGGCACAGUCAGUGCUCAUUUGCUGCUAUGCUUAUCCUAACCAAGACUGAAAGUAAUGAGGCAACAGCAGGGGUAUAUUCCUAGGACCUGCCCCAAAGUUAGUUCCUCCUAUUGGAAGGGUUGGAAGCUGAACGUGGCUGGGAACUACAAGUUGGGUUGGGGAAGCUUCUGUGGAUUUAGUUCCUUGAGACCUUUUCCUGUUCUAAAUCUUCAGGGCUUGCCAUUGAAGAUUGUUGAGUCCAUUUGCCAGCACCCUUUCUGAGUACUGGCUAAUGUUUGCCUCGUGGAAAGCCGAUUCCUUGGGGCUCCCCAGGGCAGAGGAUAUUGAACACAGAAAAGUGUAAUGCUGUUGAUCUCAGAGAACCUCUUGAUGCUCAAAAAGAGAAAGCAAUAUGCAAGGCAUAUCUGGCAAACAGGAAACGUCUGUAGUGUAAAAUGAUUUAUUUCUAAAACCUGUGACGUCACCUCUCUGGAGCUCUGCUCUUCUGUUUGCUUUAUACCGGGGAAAUCCAAUGGGAAGAGUCCUCCUGACCCUCUAUCGGGCUGGGCUGGGAAGGCUGCCUGGUGCACCCUCCUCUACCAGCUUAUGUUGGGUCCAGCAGGCCUUCCCUGGGCUCUGUGGGCCAAAAGCAAAAGGGCAGUCAUUUCUCAAAAUUGCCUGGGAAAUGAUUAACUGGUUUCCUUUGAUCCCUUCUGCCUUGUGCCAGGACAGUCAAGUGGCCCGGGGUGGAGAACACACUCUAUUCUUUCCAACAUUACUAAGGUCUGAAUUUCCUGCUGCUAUUCACAAAGAUGCUUUUUAUCUUUAAUUUUUUAUUUUCUCCACUGCCAACCCCUGCACUGAUCUGCCUCCUGACGUUCGGAGCUGCUAUCUUCCUGUGGCUGAUCAACAGACCCCAGCCAGUCUUACCUGUCAUUGACUUGGAUAAUCAGUCUGUGGGAAUCGAGGGAGGAGCACACAAAUGUAGUUACCAGAACGACAAUGAGCUGAUGCGCUAUUACUUCCCAGAUGCCAAGACGGUGUAUGAAAUUUUCCAAAGAGGACUCGCUGUGUCUGACAAUGGACCCUGCUUGGGAUACAGAAAACCAAACCAGCCCUAUAAGUGGCUAUCCUACAAACAGGUAUCUGAUCGAGCAGAGUACCUGGGCUCCUGUCUCCUGCACAAAGGAUAUAAGCCAGCACCAGACCAGUUUGUUGGCAUCUUUGCUCAGAAUAGGCCAGAGUGGGUCAUCUCCGAAUUGGCUUGUUACACAUACUCCAUGGUUGCAGUCCCCCUGUAUGAUACCUUAGGAGCAGAAGCCAUCAUAUACAUUGUCAACAAGGCUAAUAUCCCCACAGUCAUCUGUGACACACCGGAAAAAGCCUCAGUCCUAGUAGGGAAUGUGGAGAAGGGCCUCAUCCCAGGCCUGAAGAUGAUCAUCCUCAUGGACCCCUUUGAGGACGAGCUGAAGAAGAGAGGAGAGCAGUGUGGAGUCGAGCUCCUCUCCCUGUUUGAUGCUGAGAAUCUAGGCAAAGAAAACUUCAGAAAACCAGUGCCUCCCAACCCAGAAGACCUAAGCAUCAUCUGCUUUACCAGUGGAACCACAGGUGACCCCAAAGGAGCGAUGAUAACCCAUGAAAACAUUGCUUCAAAUGCUGCUGCUUUUCUCAGAUGUCUGGAGCAUAUUUUCCAGCCCACACCAGAGGAUGUGACCAUAUCCUAUCUGCCUUUGGCUCAUAUGUUUGAGAGGGUUGUACAGGCUGUCCUUUACUCCUGUGGAGCCAGAGUUGGGUUCUUCCAAGGAGAUAUCCGGUUGCUGCCUGAUGACAUGAAGACACUGAGGCCUACAGUGUUUCCCACAGUGCCUCGACUCCUUAACAGGAUCUAUGAUAAGGUUCAAAAUGAAGCCAAGACCCCCCUGAAGAAGUUCCUGCUGAACCUAGCUGUUUCCAGUAAAUUCAAUGAAGUGAAAAAUGGUAUCAUCCGGCGUGACAGUAUAUGGGACAAAUUAAUCUUUUCAAAGAUCCAGGACAACCUGGGUGGGAGGGUUCGUGUCCUGAUUACUGGAGCUGCCCCCAUCUCCUCUUCGGUCUUGACAUUCCUCCGGGCGGCAAUGGGAUGUCCGGUGUUUGAAGCUUAUGGUCAAACAGAAUGCACAGCUGGCUGUACAAUCACAUCACCUGGGGACUGGACAUCAGGUCACGUUGGUGUCCCUGUGGCUUGCAAUUAUGUGAAGCUGGAAGAUGUUCCAGACAUGAACUACUUCUCAGCAAACAAUGAAGGAGAGAUCUGCAUCAAGGGCACUAAUGUGUUCCAAGGAUACCUAAAGGACCCUGAGAAGACACAGGAAACCCUGGACAAGGAAGGCUGGCUUCACACUGGAGACAUUGGUCGCUGGCUUCCAAAUGGAACUCUGAAGAUCAUUGAUCGGAAAAAGAACAUUUUCAAGCUGGCACAAGGAGAAUACAUUGCUCCAGAGAAGAUAGAAAACAUCUACAUCAGGAGUAGACCAGUGUUACAAAUUUUUGUACAUGGGGACAGUUUACGGUCGUUCUUAGUAGGAGUGGUAGUUCCUGAUCCAGACGCGCUUCCCUCAUUUGCAGCCAAGCUUGGGGUUAAGGGAACUCUUGAAGAACUGUGCCAAAACCAAAUUUUAAAGGAAGCCAUUUUAGAAGAUUUGCAUAAAAAUGGGAAAGAAGGUGGACUUAAAUCCUUUGAACAGGUCAAAAACAUCUUUGUUCAUCCAGAACCGUUUUCCAUUGAAAAUGGCCUCCUGACACCAACGCUGAAAGCAAAACGAGUAGAGCUCUCCAAAUACUUUCGGACCCAAAUUGACAGCCUCUAUGAGAGUAUCAAGGAGUAGAUGAAGUUGGCUGCUGAGCUGGAAGCUGUGGGGGAAGGAGUUGAAACUAUGUCCAGCAAGCUUUACCAGGAAAUGAAGCAAGCACUGAAUAAAAAUCUCCUGGCACUGGGAACAAAGCUCUAUGAGUGAAUGUGACGCCCAUAUGACAGGCUUAUCUUCUGUGAAGGAAUCAACUGAUCUUUCCCCUGGACUCCAGUUCCUGCUGUACCUUACCCCAAGAUAGCAUUUCUUACCCCUACCUGUAAAUGUACUCUUUAAAAUAAACUAUUGCAGAUACAUAGA